Adineta steineri is the source of this 225-nucleotide messenger RNA. NCBI's taxonomy places the organism in Eukaryota, Metazoa, Rotifera, Eurotatoria, Adinetida, Adinetidae. The record is from the annotation of a GenBank genome assembly.
AUGGCUCCAUUAACAGAAGAAGGUACAUUAAUCGUGAAUAACGUUGUUGUUUCAUGUUAUGCAACUAUCAAUAGUCAUUAUGGUGCUCAUAUAAUCUUGGCACCAAUGCGUUGGUGGUAUAGUUUGUUUGGAAUGUCAUCAAAUGAAAUGACUGGUAUUCAUUGGUUUCCAAAGAUGUUGUAUGAAGUGACCAACACUCUCAUACCAUCCAUUAUUCAAAAAUAA